Corythoichthys intestinalis (scribbled pipefish) is the source of this 2912-nucleotide messenger RNA. Its product is annotated as gamma-aminobutyric acid type B receptor subunit 2-like. Gene Ontology annotation, cellular component: membrane; G protein-coupled receptor heterodimeric complex. The transcript is spliced from 13 exons. The coding region runs from base 233 to 2281 and encodes 682 amino acids. Gene Ontology annotation, biological process: gamma-aminobutyric acid signaling pathway; G protein-coupled receptor signaling pathway. Gene Ontology annotation, molecular function: G protein-coupled GABA receptor activity. The record is from RefSeq and is a predicted model, not a curated record. Lineage: Eukaryota; Metazoa; Chordata; Actinopteri; Syngnathiformes; Syngnathidae.
AUUUUUUAUUGACGUGUCAAUUUUUUUGAAAAGCAAAAAGUUUUAAACUCUUUUUUUUUUUUUUUCAACACGACUUCCGACAUGUUUGAGUGGCAGGUGACUACGCCAAUGGCAUAAAAGCAGGAAGUAAGAAUAAUGGCCACCAGGGCUCCAUCCAGCCAUCGGACUCUGAUGGAGUCCAAGCUGAAAAUAGGGCACCGCUUUGGGGGUGUGACAUCGUUGAGUGCCCGCGAUGGUACGGUGCCCUGUCGCGGAGAACACGGGGAACUUCACCCGCUGCCCUGACGUGACGGUGUCUUACAAAGACCAAGUGGCAUGUGGCGGGAACGUGUUCGGCGUGGCGCCGUCCGGCCGAGUCGUCCAUCGGGCAGCCGCCGCGCUGCUGAGGCGCUUCGGGUGGACGCGUGUCGGACUCGUUACGCCGCGGGUGGAUUCGGAGAUGACCGAGGACUUGAUGAGUCAGAUGGACGUCCGGCCGGUUUCCACGGCGACACUUCCGGAUCUCGACUGCGGUGGCCUUCUGGAGAUGCAGAAACGCGACGUGCGCAUCAUUGUCAUCAUCGUCGGCCUCCUUCAAGCGAAUGAAGAUUGGCCCGCUCAAGUAUUCUGCUGCGCUUCCAGGCUGGGAAUGUUCGGCGCGCGCCAUCAGUGGAUCGUGGCGGGGGGACACCCGACACGGAUGUCCGGGUCCCUGGUUGCCGGUUGCGCGUCCCACGAUUUGACGGCGGCGGCAGACGGCGCCAUCUGGCUGUCCGACACGCUUGACGGACAUUCUGAUACCCCGAGCAUUUCUGGACGGACUCGCGGAGACCUUGAGCGGGCAUACAGGCGAGAGGUCCGACGCCACGCGGGGAGUCAGGCCGGUGCUCUUCACGCCUACGCCUAUGACGCCGUGUGGGUGGCGGCCAUAGCGCUGAGUCGCCUGGCGGAGGCCCAAAAGCGCCGCCGGAUACUUGAGGGAAAUGUCGGCGAGGAGGACGCGAUCCGGGCCUUGAGGACCGUUCUCGCGCGCACGCGCUUCCGAGGCGUCACGGGAAGCGUCUCCUUUCGGCGCGGCCGACGACUCUCCUCCAUCCACGUCGUCCAGACUCAAGGUCGCGCCGGCGUGUCUGUUGGCGAGUUUGACGGCGAGACCGAUCGGUUGCGACUGUCCGCGCGUCAGCUGAAGUUCAUAGGUUCUUCCGCGCCCAGAGACGGCACGGAGGGCGUCGGCAUUCUGGGUUACGGCAUCCUGUCAACGGCGGCCGCGGUCACGGGGGGCGUCUCGCUGAUCGUCCUCUGUGCCGCGCGCAGACCCUCGUCCCGGGACGCGCCGACGACGACCGCCGCAAUGGCGGCCGUCCUCCUCUCCGCCGCGUCCGUCGUCGCCGCCGGUCCCGACGGAGACGUUCUCGGACGGGAGACGGCACACGCGCUCUGCUCGCUGCGCACGUGUCUGCUAUGUUCGUCUCACACGCUGGCGUCGUCGUGGCUCUUGAGCUACAUGUGGCGCCGCUCGGCAAGCGGAGCCGAUGCCCCGGCCGCGUGGCGCCUGGCGCCACUCUUCACCUCGGCGGACAUCCUCCUUCUGAGCGUAUGGCUGACGGCAAACCGUUCGCAGGUGGGUCCGUCUGCCUGUGCCGACCGACGGAAACGUGACCGCUCCCUCUUUCAGAUCGAUCUGGCCAUGCGGAGCGCAUCGGAAUGCCGCGGCGACGGCGCAAAUGCCUGGUCGGCGGCCGUGUUCGCUUAUAAGGCGCCGCUCUUGGCCUGUGGCUUUUUGCUGUCCUUCCUGACGCCCGGACAAAACCACGUGGAUGCGCGGCCGGCCCACGCAUGCGCCGCCUGGCUGCUGUGGGCCAGCACGUGGGCAACUUCGGCGCUGCCGGCAUUCGCCCCUUUACCGGAAUGGCGCGCCCUCGACGCUGCAGCGCUUGCCUGCGACGUCGUCGUCAUCACAGUCUUUGCCAGGCUACUCUUCGAACGUGACGGCGAGCUCGUCGAAUCGGAGGACGGCGCAGUGGAGGAUGAGGAACUCCUGAAACUCAGGUGGCGCCUGGAGCGUCAAAACGCGGAGCUGGACACGCAAAAGCAGGCGCUGUGCGCACAACUCAGCGAGGCAGAGAUCGACCAGCACCGGUCAAGAAAUAGCGAGGCGACGUCAUCGUGUGACAACCACGACGUCAAUUCUCCUGAACUUGUGCGUCGGCGUUUGUCGCUGCAGCUUCCGAUCCUCCACCUUUCCUACCUUCCCGCCGUGGGCGGCGUCAGCGCCAGUAGCUCCGCCCACUUCGACGCUUAAACGCUUGUCCGACGGGCCCCGAGAGAACUCGUUUCCAAAAAGUCACGUUUGCUUGUUUUGUGAAUGAUGCUUUGAUGUGUUUGACGUUUCAAUAAAUGUGUUUUUUACAAUUGACAUUACUUUUUACUCUUUAACUGACUGGCUGCCGUUGGCGGCCAUAGAUGUCUAAUCCAUUUGGACUGGGAGGGCUAGUUUAUGUGGCUAUAUACAUAUAUUUAAAGAGAUUGUCAAUUUAUAUGUUUUCAUCGUUAUUUGAUCACGUUGUCAAGUCGCCUAGCCACAAGAGGGCGUCACUGACCGAUUCCCGAGAACUGAAACAAAAUUGUUUUUUUUUUUCAAAGUGGAUGAUACAGUAGAAACUGACACGUGCGUACAUGCAAGUGUUGUUGAUGGGCCGAAGAUGAUGCCAGAGUGAACAAUUGGCUGUUUGCGCACGUGCUCAUUAGCGCCGAGCUUGCUCUAAUUUCUCGUUCGCCGCGGCAACAUGGCCGCAUUCCGAAGCUCGCUGCACGGAACUUCUUUUGUGGUGGUCCUGGCGGAGUUGGCGCACGUGACGCUCAUAUCAUCCGGAUUGCACGUUUUGGCUUCGUGACAGGAAGUUCUCAUUGGCGGCCAUUAUGGCGCUAGACGG